Messenger RNA from Pseudocercospora fijiensis CIRAD86, 1212 nucleotides. RefSeq lists its product as uncharacterized. Gene Ontology annotation, cellular component: mitochondrion. The coding region runs from base 1 to 1212 and encodes 403 amino acids. The record is from RefSeq and is a predicted model, not a curated record. The transcript has a single exon. Lineage: Eukaryota; Fungi; Ascomycota; Dothideomycetes; Mycosphaerellales; Mycosphaerellaceae.
AUGUAUGCUCGCAAAUCGUCCAAAGCAGUAAGCAGGCAUUUCCUGGCUGAUGCUCCAAUUCUGCCAUUCCUCUAUGCCACCAGCACUGUACGCAGAGGCUAUGCAACCGAUGGACCAGCAUAUCAUAUCACAUCCCAAGAAGAGGUCGAAGCAGAACCGCAGAUUAUUAGAAAGCACCUGGCGAAUCCACGAAGGGAUCCAGUCGUGAUUCGACGACCACGAAAGGAUCCAACCCUGAGUGAACGACGAUCGCUAGCAAGCUCACGUCCAAAAGGAAAGAAAAUGGAACGAAUACCUUUCGAAGGCAGCACAGGUUCUGCUAAUCCCGACGAGCGAUUCGAGAACACGACCAUGACGCCGCGAGAGCUGCGAAUAUUUGAAGAGCUAUUUAGACAAGGCGUAAAGACCAAGCCCGAUGAGAGCAAGAAGCAGUUCAUCAGUCGGACACAGCAUGAAUUUCCCGAUCUUCUACAGCCCUUGGCAGAAGAGGCGGAACACAUGCGACAGCAAGCUGCUCUGGAAGCAAGAGCGGAAGACCCUAAAAAGUUAUCUAAGCGCGAAGACUUCGAGAUCAAGGACAAGCAAUCUAGGCAGAUCAAGAAACGAAUGGACGAAGCGCAAACGGAUGUUGAGCUCUUCCAAGUGCUCGAAUCGGAAGUCUUCUCACGAGUUCGAGGCCUAGGGGAGGACGGACCUAUAGACUCAGCCAAAUACGCUGCUCUUCCUGCUCUUCUACAGCAUUACAUCUCGCUCAUCGAGAAGCACUAUCCAGGCUCGCCUUUAGGUAUGGUUCUGCUUCCAGAAUUGAGAAAACUGGGUCCUUCUGCCUUCGCUCUCGGCGCAUCAACAGGGCUCUACAACCAACACAUGCGGAUGCUGUGGGAGAAGUAUACGGAUGUGGACGGCAUUGUCGAUAUCCUGACAGAAAUGGACAAGGAAGUAUUCUCCUUUAACGAUGAUACCCUGGAGCUACUAGACCAGAUGUUUGAGCAUGCUGCAUCAGCUAGACGAGGUUAUCUAGGGCCUGGAAGACGAGCGCUUUGGUCGACAGAUCGCAAAGAGCGAGCACUCGAGAAGCUGAGGAAGUGGAGGGCUAUCGCAGGUGAACGCUCAGAAACCGCAGCCUUGAGAGAGGCCCGAAAACAACAGGAAAUUUUGGAGCAUGACGAGAUUGAGCAGGAUGCAACGCAAAGACAUGCUGUUGCUGCCUAA